Messenger RNA from Dentiscutata erythropus, 423 nucleotides. NCBI's taxonomy places the organism in Eukaryota, Fungi, Glomeromycota, Glomeromycetes, Diversisporales, Gigasporaceae. The record is from the annotation of a GenBank genome assembly.
AUGGGGUCUAUUUCGGGAAGGUUAGCUUCGAAUUAUUUUUUAUUUGAAGAUAAGAUUUUUGAGUAUUAUGGGAGCAUCAAUAAAUUUUUUGGUAACUUUGUAAGAAAAGCUUUUAAUGAAUUACUUGCUAGAGAACAAAUUAGAAUUGAACAUGUGAAUGGAAUUUGGAAAGGAAGAUUUGGUUGUUUAAAUGGAAUAAGAACUCAAAUUUCAUCUGAAAAAAAUUUAAAAUUUGUUUUAGAUAUUAUAAAAGCAACAGUUAUUCUUUAUAAUAUAUCAUUAAAAAAUAUGGAUAUAUGGAAUGAAAAUUUAAAUGAAAUUGAGAUUGAAUCAAGUUCAAUAUUUGAUAGUUUAAAUAAUGAAGAUAAUAAAUUAGGAAAAAAAAAGAAAAUGUAUUCAAAACUUAGUUCUUCAACAAAAUAA